Molecule: messenger RNA, 3919 nt
Organism: Chelonia mydas (Green sea turtle)
Lineage: Eukaryota; Metazoa; Chordata; Testudines; Cheloniidae
Gene: MEGF11
Product: multiple EGF like domains 11
Exons: 26
Coding region: 243-3578 (1111 amino acids)
Cellular component (GO): membrane
Molecular function (GO): protein binding
Source: RefSeq, a predicted model, not a curated record
GAAGGAGUGAAGACUGGAGCUGUGUUGUGAGAACUGAAGUAAGGGAGACCCUGCCUUAGCAGGACAAGGAGACUUCCUCCCCCCAGCAUCUAAGGACCGAGGUUAACCCCACCUAAGGGGGAUGAGGUGCCCAACGAACUUUGAAGAGCCCAGCUCUGCCGAUGCAGCGUGCGUUCCUUAAAGCCCUGAUAGUCUGUAGACACAGGAUCCAGGAGGAAUUUUCAACACACUGAGAAACAAGGAUGGUGGUCUGCAUACAGUUGUGGUGGAUUCUAAAAGUGCUUACCCUGUCUUUCUUGCUGAAAACGACUCUGUCCUUAAAUCCAGAUGAUCCCAAUGUUUGUAGUCACUGGGAAAGCUAUGCCGUGACAGUGCAGGAAUCUUAUGCUCAUCCUUUCGAUCAGAUCUAUUAUACGAGAUGUACUGAUAUACUGAACUGGUUCAAGUGCACUAGACAUCGAAUAAGUUAUAAAACAGCAUAUCGAAGAGGACUAAGAACAAUGUAUCGGCGAAGAUCUCAGUGCUGCCCUGGAUAUUAUGAAAGUGGAGACUUCUGCAUACCUCUCUGCACAGAGGAGUGUGUGCAUGGAAGAUGUGUAUCUCCAGAUACCUGUCAUUGUGAACCAGGCUGGGGAGGCACUGACUGCUCCAGUGGUUGUGAUAGUGAUCACUGGGGACCGCAUUGUAGCAACCGCUGCCAAUGCCAGAACGAGGCUCUCUGCAACCCUAUCACUGGAGCCUGUGUCUGUGCAGAUGGGUACCAAGGAUGGCGCUGUGAAGAGCUCUGUGACCCUGGGACUUAUGGAAAGGGCUGCCAGUUUAAAUGCCAGUGCCAAAAUGGAGCAACCUGUGACCAUAAAACAGGAGAAUGUCAUUGUGCUCCCGGAUACGCAGGGGUAUUCUGUGAAGAGCACUGCCCUCCAGGCAGUCAUGGAGCUCAGUGUGAAUUGCGCUGCCCAUGCCAGAAUGGGGGAGUCUGUCACCAUAUCACUGGCGAGUGCUCCUGUCCGCCUGGAUGGAUGGGUUUUGUAUGUGCAGAGCCAUGCCCUUCCGGAACCUUUGGAAUUAACUGCAGCCAGGAUUGUCCGUGCCAUAACGGAGGACAUUGUGAUCAUGUGACAGGAAAAUGCCUGUGUACAGCUGGAUAUAUGGGAGACAGGUGUCAAGAGGAGUGUCCUAUUGGGACAUACGGCUUUCAGUGCACUCAAAAAUGUGACUGUCAAAAUGGUGCAAAGUGUUACCACGUAAACGGAGCAUGUAUGUGCGACCCUGGGUUUAAAGGGAUUCGUUGCCAAGAAAGAAUGUGUCCAGAAGGGCUUUAUGGCCUAAAAUGCCACAAGAAAUGUCCUUGUAAUAUUACCAACACUCUCAGCUGCCAUCCACUCUCUGGAGAAUGUACCUGUAAAGCUGGCUCGGCUGGACUCUAUUGCAAUGACACCUGUCCUCCUGGAUACUAUGGUGAAGGCUGCCAGCUGACCUGCCUUUGCCAGAACGGUGCAGAUUGUGGUAGCGUGACAGGGAAAUGCACCUGUGCUCCAGGAUUUAUGGGAGAUGACUGCUCCAUUACUUGUGGGGCCGGAACAUACGGAGCCAACUGCUCGUCAGUGUGUAACUGCAGAAAUGAUGGUGCAUGUUCCCCGGUGGACGGCUUGUGUCUUUGCAAAGAAGGAUGGCAGGGUGUUGACUGCUCCAUUCCAUGUCCAAGUGGAACUUGGGGUCUAAACUGUAACCAGACAUGUUACUGUGCCAAUGGGGCAGCCUGCAAUCCAGUGGAUGGGUUUUGUCUUUGUUCGCCUGGAUGGCAAGGAGAGUACUGUGAUCAGGCCUGCCCUGAUGGAACAUAUGGUCUUAAUUGCAGUGAACGCUGUGACUGUAGCCAUGCAGAUGGGUGCGAUGCCGUCACUGGUUAUUGUUGCUGUCUUGCUGGGUGGACAGGCAUCCGUUGUGAUAACGUAUGCGCACAGGGCCGCUGGGGACCAAACUGCUCCAUCUCUUGUCACUGUGAGAACGGGGGAUCCUGUUCGCCGGAGGAUGGGACUUGCGAGUGUGCGCCAGGAUAUAGAGGACUCAUGUGCCAGAGAAUUUGUUCACCUGGCUUUUAUGGGCAUCAUUGCAGUCAAGCAUGUCCCCCGUGUGUGCACAGCAGCGGGCCUUGUCACCAUGUCACUGGACGUUGUGAUUGUUUGCCUGGAUUCUUUGGCUCACUCUGCAACCAAGUGUGUGCCGGUGGAAGGUAUGGGAAGAACUGUGCUGAGGUCUGUCAGUGUACAAACAACGGCACAUGCAAUCCUAUUGAUGGAACCUGUCAGUGUUUUCCGGGGUGGAUCGGGAAAGACUGCUCUCAGACUUGUCCAGCGGGUUUUUGGGGACCAGAUUGCGUUCACACAUGCAACUGCCACAACGGAGCAAUGUGCAGCCCUUAUGAUGGAGAAUGUAGAUGUACUGCUGGCUGGACUGGGCUCUACUGUACUCAGCGUUGCCCAGCGGCCUUUUAUGGAAGAAAUUGUGCCAAUGUUUGUCAGUGUCAGAACGGAGCAGAUUGUGACCACGUCACUGGGCAAUGCACAUGCAGAACUGGAUUUACGGGCAAACAGUGUGAGCAAAAGUGUCCACCUGGAUCAUUUGGGUAUGGUUGCAAACAGCUAUGCGAAUGCAUGAAUAAUGCUACAUGUGACCAUGUUACUGGUACAUGCUACUGUAGUCCAGGCUUCAAAGGAAUCAGGUGCGAUCAAGCGGCUCUUAUGAUGGAAGAAUUAAAUCCCUAUACUAAAAUUAGCCCCGCUCUCGGAUCAGAGAGGCACUCAGUGGGAGCAAUCACUGGAAUUAUUAUUCUCCUUCUAAUUAUUAUGGUUUUGCUGGCACUAUUUGUGUGGUAUCGACGGAAACAGAAGGAGAAGGGGCAUGACAUGCCAAGUGUAUCUUACACUCCAGCCAUGAGGAUGACUAAUACCGAUUACUCACUUUCUGAUGUAUCUCAAGGUAGCGGCAGUGUACAUUGUUUUUCCAAUCCAAGCUACCAUACUCUGUCAUGUGGUGUGACUUCACGCUUCUUUACCAAUAAUCUGGAUGGAAACAGCUCCAGUAAGCUCAGUAACAAAGUCCCCGACAGAGAAACUGCAGACUGGAGACCGUACAGCUAUCUGAAUGAACUAGGUGCUUGUGGGAUGGAUAGACGUCAGAACACAUACAUAAUGGAAAAAAGCUUCAAAGAGUAUAUGAAAGAAUCUGUGUGUAGUUCAAGCACCUGCUCUCUGAACAGCAGCGAAAACCCAUACGCCACCAUUAAGGAUCCACCCAUCUUGACAUGUAAACACUCGGAGAGCAGUUAUGUGGAAAUGAAAUCACCCAUUCACAGGGAUUCACCCUAUUCAGAAAUGCCAACCUCAUCAAAGACUAAUAAAAAUAUAUAUGAAGUUGAGCCCACUGUCAGUGUGGUCCAAGAAGCCCGUGGUCGUAGUGUUAAUUACAACCAGAAUCCAUAUGACCUGCCUAGGAACAGCCACAUUCCUAGUCAUUAUGAUCUUCUCCCUGUAAGACACAGCCCUACCCAUGGGGCAUCUUGGGACAAGCAGUCUUAAAGGGAUACGCUUCGCUGUCGCAAUGUGCUGCGAACAUUCUCUCUGACUAAAUGAAAGAAACGAAGACAAUCCUUUUUGGUUUUGCAAUAUGCUGACGUGACUUGAAAUAGUAUUACACAAGGAACCUAACCUAACAGAACAUUCAUUCGGGCCAACUGCUGCUGCAUGAUAUUGAAAAAGAUGUUUUUAUACUGAUCACAGAAAAAUAAAGAACCAUCAUCUCCAUCUGACUGGAAUAAUUACUCAAGGAAGCAGUUUACAGAGUCCAGUCAAAGACUCUACAGACUGUGUUCUCUUAACUGUAAACUAAAAGCAACCCACCCACCCCCCAACUGUAAGUA